Messenger RNA from Phaedon cochleariae (mustard beetle), 495 nucleotides. NCBI's taxonomy places the organism in Eukaryota, Metazoa, Arthropoda, Insecta, Coleoptera, Chrysomelidae. The record is from the annotation of a GenBank genome assembly.
AUGAGAAGAGAGAAAAUAACCACCAAUGGAAUAUGGAAUGGAUCCAUGGAUCCUACAAAUGAAACUGCCGAAAAUUCUCUGGUUUCGAAGUAUGACAAAGAAUUCAGAAUAAAAGCUGCAAUGUUCCUAACUGGAGUAUCUGGAAUAUCAGCUAUAAUAGGUUUUGGAGCCACAGUAGCUUCCGCUAAAAAACAGGAUCCAAAGUACUUUGGCAAAGGCAUGAUAGCAACCAGAGAAUUACCGGAAACUGGAGCAAGCUUAGCUUUAAGAGCAUUGGGAUGGGGCACACUCUAUGCAUUUGUUGGUUGUGGUGUACUGUUCUAUGGUAUCUGGAAAUUAUCUGGGGCACAAGAUAUGAAGGAGUUUCGUUACAAAGUAGGGUCAUUACUGCCUAGGAUUCCUAAAAAUGAUCCACCAAAAAGCAGAACUGAGUUUAGUGGUUUGAAUGACCUUUUGAGUUACUUAAGCACCAGAAAGGGGGAAAAUGAUGAUUGA